Phyllostomus discolor (pale spear-nosed bat) is the source of this 780-nucleotide messenger RNA. It is a transcript of the gene GOLT1A, whose product is annotated as golgi transport 1A. The transcript is spliced from 5 exons. The record is from RefSeq and is a predicted model, not a curated record. Bases 86 to 484 code for a protein of 132 amino acids. Gene Ontology annotation, cellular component: endoplasmic reticulum; membrane. Lineage: Eukaryota; Metazoa; Chordata; Mammalia; Chiroptera; Phyllostomidae. Gene Ontology annotation, biological process: retrograde transport, endosome to Golgi; endoplasmic reticulum to Golgi vesicle-mediated transport.
CCGUUUAGCAUGCACAAGCUCGGUUCUCUGCGCACGUCACCCCUGGACAGCUCGAAUCCAGAAGGCCCCCCUGCCAGCCUGCGGCAUGAUCUCCGUUACCGAAUGGCAGAAGAUUGGUGUGGGCAUCACUGGCUUCGGCAUCUUCUUCAUCCUCCUUGGAGUAUUACUGUACUUUGAUUCCGUGCUCCUGGCCUUCGGAAACCUGCUGUUCCUGACCGGCCUCUCCCUCAUCAUUGGCCUGAGGAGGACGUUCUCCUUCUUCUUCCAGAUGCACAAGCUUAAGGGGACCAGCUUCUUCCUGGGGGGCGUGGUCAUUGUCCUCCUGCGCUGGCCUCUCCUGGGCAUGGUUCUAGAAACCUAUGGAUUCCUUAACCUCUUCAAGGGCUUUUUCCCUGUUGCCUUUGGCUUCCUGGGCAAUGCCUUUAACAUCCCCUUUUUGAGUGCGCUGUUCCAGAGGCUUCAAGGCACCAGCUCAAUGGUCUGAACAGCAGAGAUGAGCUCCUUGAACUUGGAUUAUUGGUUGAGGGGGCUGCAAAGGAAAUGGGGCCACCCUCUCAGGCCCGCACCCUGCACUGACUCAUGUACCUGGCACACCCAAGUCCAGAAGGAAGGAUGGCGCUGGGUGACUGACCUCAAAUUCCCAAGUCGAAUCAAGAGGCCAUCAGGAUCGUUGGCGGCAGAGAUCCAGGGCCACACAGAUAUCGGACUGGGGCUGGUACCACAUCCCAUUCUGUAUUUAUGAAGGAAAAUGCAAAGAUUAAAUCCCAAGCUGUGAGUGUG